Molecule: messenger RNA, 3281 nt
Organism: Lytechinus variegatus (green sea urchin)
Lineage: Eukaryota; Metazoa; Echinodermata; Echinoidea; Temnopleuroida; Toxopneustidae
Exons: 3
Coding region: 44-970 (308 amino acids)
Source: RefSeq, a predicted model, not a curated record
CUAUGUGGACACGUGGACCAGUACAUCUGCAAUAUGGAACAGCAUGGAUCAGAUGAAUGACACCUUUCCUCAAGAAAUAACGCAAGCUCCUCCUGAGAACCCAAUGUAUGCAGGUGGAAUAGCCGUGCUGGUCGCCUUUGUGCUUUUCAUGUACUGGGGAUCACUCAACGAAAAGGAUGACACUGAUGACGAGAAAAAGGAAAAGUCGAAGAAGCCGCGUGCAAACUGGUUACAGGGAAAAAUUAUUCAUGGAGAUAAGAAAAGGAAGAGGAAAGACAAACAGAAAGGUGUUUAUAGUGUGAGUGACGCAAUGUCGAAACAUUUGCUCGAAGAUACAGGGCAAGACGAGCCUAUCUAUAAGAAGUGCGACAAGUGUCGAUACCCGGAACACAACAUGCAACUUAAAGCGACAUCUUCCAAUUUCAAUGGGGCACAUAUACCUUGUAGAACCUCUAAAAUGAGCAAUAAAACUGAACGUAGUGCCAGCUGCAACCGAGUUGGACAUCCUUUACUGAAAAGUAUAGAGGAUGAUCGUUCGCCUGUAGGUAUACCUCGAAAAAAGCGCGCCCAUUCGUCACCUGAGAUCGUCGUGAUAAAUUCCGAGCUGAAGAACGACGCAUGCACGUGUGUACGCUCCAUAAAGAAUGGCGAGAAUGGGACAUAUCCUCCUAAAAGAAAGUCCUGGGUUUCACCUUCUUGCGAUGACAACGUAACCCUCGUCAGGUUUUGCGAGCAAAAUUGUGAGAGAACAUCUGAGUUCACAGCCAGGGAUAGUUUGCAUUUUGAAAAAGAGACCAAAGUUAAUCGGUUAGACCUUGACAGGCCUCUUGUAAAAUGCAAGACGGCCACCUCAUGCGGAGUUGGACCGAAGGCCAACGGGAAAGUUCUCCGACAACUGGAUGAUGCCUCUGUCCGUCUCGAGAGCCACCCGAAUGUUGCGAUCGCCAUUUUGGCCGAAUCGGUUAUAUGAAGGAAACCAUCUCGGACUCGACCUGGUUAGCCGUGAUUGAAGUCCUGCUUUGAAGAGGAUCGUUCUUUUUGAUGAAGUUGAACAGCGUUCGAUCGAUGGAGAGCUUGGUAUUUCCUGUUCCAUCUUGCCUUUGCCGUUGGUUGGGCUAGGUUCUCGGUCGGAAGAACCCACGCUCUUGAUGCUUAUGUUGUUUUCUGGAAACGCCCGAAGAUCACGUACGUAAUCUUAAGGGUGUUGUUCAAACCUAUACAUCUUGACAUGUAUGUUACCAGAAAUAAAAAAAAGUAGUAGAGUGAGACGGAAUUUAUUGAAGAAGAAUAACUCGAUUUAGAAAUGUGCCUUAACUGUUCAUAUCAGUAUAAUUAAUUGUAUUUGUUAAAUGUCUAUAGGCAGAUACGCUCAAUCUCGUGUGUAUUAAUUGAUUUCGGAUAUGCCGGAGUGCGUUCCAGACGCUUUAGGCGGUCGAAAAAGAAAAAAAUUGCGGAAGUUAUUGAAUUAUGUGGGUUUGCGGGAAUAAUACGAACUCUUCUUUUAUACAAGAGAAACUUAGCUACAUUUGAGAGUUGGCAUAUUUUUUUUUCUCGCCAAUGUGAUUUAUAUUUGUCAGAAAACAAUUUGCGUGAGAGAUCUACUAAAAACUAUCCUAUGAUUUAUCUUGUAAAGAACCAGCUCAUUUUCCGAGUAAUAUUUGGAACCUAUAUCCCGUAGAUCGUGCUGAUGAUACACGAUAUACAUGCACAUUAAACUGCUUACUGUGAAUAAUAAAACGAUGUAGAGUAUUAAUCUUAACUGGGAAGCCAAACAAAAACGAAUGAAUAAACUCCCUGGAAUAAGCAUAUUCUCCUGCCAAUACGCCUAAUCAUGAAUUCUGUACAUUUUACUUUAUUUUUUCUUUCCUAUGGGUAACACAAUUCAGAAUGGGUCUCUUUUUAAGAAUACAAUCGAAUUACGAAAUUACAACUAAGUGAAAUGUAUGCGACAAAUUGCAAUAAAUCUCCACAAUAAAUGUCAGUUUCAUAUCUUUACAAAAUUAUUUGAACAUGUCUCAAUAAAUGAUGUAUUUUGACAUUUAAAUGUAGAGAUGCUUUCUACCCAUACCACUUGGGAAGGAUAUAGUAUAUCUGUAUGAGUCCUUUUUAGAUUUUUCCUCUGUUUUUUGCUGUAAGAAGAACGUUCUUUUUUUGACACCAUUGACUUUAUCAAAGUGCAAACCAAUUUGUUACAGUCAGGACUAAACUCAAUUAUUUUAAUAUCAAUUUAAAAGUUUGUUUUCAUAUGUAUGGUGUAAAUCCUACUUUUAUGACAAAGGAUGCAUUGAGUUUUUAAUUUCAGUAAAUGUCAUUGCCUGUGUAGACGGGUUGCACGAAUAUAUAACCAAUACUAUUAAUAAUAGUAGCAAAUAUGUAAUUAUGGUAAUAAAACUUGAUGUAAAUAUGGAUAUUUCCUAUGCGCCGGUAAUAAUCACGUAUAGAGGAUGAUAGCGUAGGACAAAAAGGAAGCAGAGGGUCAAACACCUGCCGAAUUAAUUUAAGGACUGAAUUACCUUUAAAAAAAAAUCAGAUAUUUAUAUGUUCAAGUAGAAACCCUCAACCAUUUAAACCCUUGGCUUGACCCAUUGAGCAUGUUGCAAAUUGAGGACUGCAAUUGUAAAAAAUGUCAUGGAAAAACCAUGUAUGCAUAUACUCUAUAACUCAAGACUGCUUGAACUUAUGUCGUAGUGAAUUAAGAGCAAAUUCAUAUUAACGUGCAAGAUUGCCGCUAUGCAAUUUGAUCGGAACACAUACUGCCUGGUGUUUCGGUUUAGUGACCGACAUGGCUGAUGGGGUGUAUAUAUUAUAUGCCUAAAGAAUAUCAUUUUGUUGUCGUUUGGAGAAUAAAUCAAUGGUACCGAUCCUUAUUACCAUAACAGACGCAAUCAGAGAACGGAUAUUACGGAUAUUAUGAUAUAGAGUUACGAUUUAUUGAUUAAAAAAAUUAUUUCAAAUACCCACUCCUCUCUUUGAGAGUAAUGUACAUGUAAUGGCGAUGAUACUAGAAGUAAUGCUACUGAAGCAGAAUAAUUUGCCUAACAUGUCAUGUAAUGUAACCCGACAUUUAAGCAAGUGAGAACAUAUUGGUGAUGUGAAUGUACAUGUAUACAACCAGCUGGCUAGAUUAGUACCGAACAUUAUAUUUUAUGAGUAACAUACUUGAAUUAUCUUGUUGAGCGAUGAAGAAGGUAGAAGGGUGUUACUUCUUGUGAACGAAAUUUUCGGCAUUUCUCCUACGUGUUUGACAUGAUCGCAUGCUCGAUCUGUAAUGAAAAUCAGAA